Arachis duranensis is the source of this 2091-nucleotide messenger RNA. Its product is annotated as nucleolar GTP-binding protein 1. The record is from RefSeq and is a predicted model, not a curated record. Gene Ontology annotation, biological process: ribosomal large subunit biogenesis. The transcript is spliced from 14 exons. Lineage: Eukaryota; Viridiplantae; Streptophyta; Magnoliopsida; Fabales; Fabaceae. Gene Ontology annotation, cellular component: nucleolus. Gene Ontology annotation, molecular function: GTPase activity; GTP binding; RNA binding. Bases 433 to 1716 code for a protein of 427 amino acids.
UCCUUUCAACUCAUUAGUGUAAACUGUAAUUGAGCAGUGACAACAGCUGAGGUCCUUGGAGCAGUGCGCCGUCGCCACCUCUCGCCGCCCGACCCAGUGCGUCUUCGCCCGCUCGUCAGUGCGCCACUGCCACUGUGCACCACCGCCACUGUGCACCACCAUCCCUUUAUUUGUGUGCGACUUCUCCCAAGUGACAAGUUGUGCAAAUCUUCUACGUCUUCGCUCUUUGCUUGUGUUUUCUGAUAUGCUCUCUGAAACUUGCCAUGACAUGCUCACUAAGUUUGUUAAUGCUUUAUGUUAUUACGAUGCCCUAGCAGUUAGUUAUUAGCGUGUUUAUCUGCAGCAGUAAUUCAUCGUUCAUCGUUGUGUUCAAGUCUCUUUGGCCACCUAAGCAUCGAGUAACACUAUAAAGAUUAAUCUAAAAGAAGAGAGAUGAAAUCCCCUUCCUCUCUGUUCCUGAGGGGCCACAUUCCUUGCGCCAAUUCACUCCUCACUACUUACAAAGGAGCACCCAAUGCAACAAAGCAUCCCAUCUUCUACUUCUGUAAGAGCAUGCAAACUAAUUCAUAUGAAAUUGCUAAUGGAAGCUACAAUCCCACUGUACAGCAGACAAAAGAAAAGAGUAUGAUGGAGAAACAAUCUAAAAAAAUUGAAUCUAUUGGAGCUUUUCAAAAGUUGCCAAUAGUGAUGCCAUCUAUUGACAUUCUUGGGUCAGCCCUAAGAAAGGCGAAGAAGAUUUCUCCAACGAAAGGAAUUGCAAAUAUUGCAAAAAGAGAGAAAAACAAGGGUGCUAAGCAACUUGAUGCAUUAAUGAAAGAACUUGCUGUUCCUUUGAGGACAUAUGUGGAGAGCUUUCCUGAUAAAGCAUAUCUUCAUCCUUAUGAAAGGUCUCUUAUUGAGUUGACACUUGGAGACGGAUACUAUGAAAAGGUACUAGGAAAAGUAGAUACAUUAAGGAAGAGGGUAGUCUCUGUUGGAAAGGAACAUGCUUCACUUUGUGCAAAGUCUUCAUCAAAGAGAGAAGCAGAGGAACGAUUGAAUGGGGGUCUUAAGAAAAUUGAAGAGAUCUUUGCUAGUGAACGGAAAGUUGUCGAUGAUUUGUUAGGCAUAGCCAAGACUUUGAGGGCAAUGCCUGUAAUUAAUUUGGAAACACCAACACUAUGCCUUGUUGGAGCUCCUAAUGUUGGCAAAUCUAGUUUGGUUCAUGUACUUUCUACUGGCAAGCCUGAGAUUUGUAAUUAUCCGUUUACAACAAGAGUUAUUCUUAUGGGUCAUAUUGUUCUAAACUACCAGAAGUUUCAGGUAACAGAUACUCCAGGCCUGCUGAAGAGACAAGAUGCAGUUUUAUAUGUUCAUGACCUUUCUGGGGAGUGUGGCACUUCACCAUCUGAUCAGUUUUCAAUAUACAAAGAGAUCAAAGAAAGGUUUAGUGGACAUUUGUGGCUUGAUGUUGUAUCCAAAUUUGAUCUGUUGAAGUCAUCACCUGUGGUCUAUGCAACAGAAAAGCCAUCUCUCACAGAAUUUGAGCUGGAGAAGUAUCGGAAAUCAGGUCCUGAUGGAGCUAUUCAUGUAUCUGUCAAAACACAACAGGGACUAAAUGAGCUGAAGAAAAAAGUGCAUGAGCUGCUUAGCCUGCAGAUGGUGAAGAUAAAAGAUACAAUGGAACAACCAACAGAAGUGAAAGGUACCACUCAAAGCGUAACACCAAAUUUGUGAAGAAACUCAGCUAAAAUAGAGGAAGUUGAAGUCUUCAUAAAGCCUGUAAAUCUUUGUAAAAUAUGUUAGGCACCAUCUACGCCGCACCUCCAUACUCAAAAACCAGCAAAAGCUUCAUUACAGGCUCCACUAAGCAAUUAAGCACCACAGAAUUGAUUGAGCGUAGCAACAAGAGCUGAAUCUUAAGUGCUUAUGUACCUUGGCAUCUUUGACAUCUUUAUUGUUACAUUCACAUUGGAGAUACAAUGAAAGCUUGUUUGUUCGUCGCCUUUGAACUUUCAAUCAAUUUGGCCACGGCAUGUAAUUUUUGUUAUCAUUUCGUUGUAACGUUGAUGAGCUCAAAACUCAAAUCUUGUCAGAAAUAAUGAUAAAAUU